GGGAGUAGUUUCACAGCUGCUUUAAAUUAUCCUUAUUAUCCUUCAUGAUCUGACAUUAUAACAGCCAACCUCUGGCAAGCAUGCAAGACUCCCCACCCAGCUAUCACAGUGCAGAGGUGGCUGGGAUUACUGACGUGUCUCCAAAGCAGGCUUUACAUUGAAGAGCAAGGAGAAGUUGCACUCAGCAGGAUGUGGCAUUCAGUUCAGUUCUGUGGAAACUCGGAGCUGAGCUGGUGACGAAACAGAAACAGCCCCAAAUGUGGAAGAGGGAAACCAAGAAGGACUGACAAUCUCAUGCGUAAAGAAACACUGAGGAAUGGUAUGGAGAUGAUUUCACUGCUGCCAUUUGGGAGAUGCAAAAGCUGCUUAACAAGUGUGUGAAAACCUGCCAACCCACACAGAACCGAGAGGCUGUCUCUGCCCUGUCGUUUACGUGCAACCAGACCAACAGGCGCAGACCCCAAGCCACAGCCCUGCACCCCCCGCGCUGCAGACACGCAGACUCACCGAGACAGAGCAUCGACAUGCUGCCUGCCGCAGCACAGCUCACAAAGGAAAGAGUUACAAAUAAAUAUCAGUCAGGAAACAAGUUAGUGGAGAGUAUUAAAUAAACUAGUUUUACAGAAUUUUAAGAAGAAAAGGGAACUUAACAAUGCUGUACAUGACUCACAAACACAGUGAAAUCUAACUGGAUGUCUCAAUAGAGCCGGGCAGAAAGGAAGCGGACACUUUUUUUUUCCAAGAUAAAACUCAAAGAUUUAAGCGAGAGAAAAACGGAUCUCUGGAUUUUGAGUUUUCCAGCGAUCUCAAACAUCAAAUUAAAAUGCAUGGACGGCACACAUUCUAUCCUUUUACUCUGCCCUUACAAGUUUGCACACUCUUGUAUGUGUGUCAGGUGUCUAUCAGUGGCGCCUCUCCAUUGGUGCUGAACGGCACUCUGGGACAGUCAGUUACUCUGCUCUCUGGGUUUGAUGAGAAAAACUACAGCAGCAGUAAUAUAACACUACUGUUUUGGAAAAUGAACACAACUGUUAUCAUGCAGUUCCUAAAUAAAAACUGGUCUGCUCUUAAGAGUGAUCACUUCAAAGACAGACUCACUGUAAACACAAGGGAUGGCUCUUUAACAAUCUCUCAACUAAAAGGAGGAGACGAAGGAGAGUAUGUACUCAGUGGCUUCGGAUCUGCAGGGAACCUGCCUCAACAAAGGAUAACCCUUCAUGUUCUUGAGAAAAUCAAUAAAGUAACAAUACUGCCACAGAAGAGCUAUGGAGCACAUAAUAAAACUUGCAACAUGACCUUGACCUGUCAGGUGACAGGGGGCAGCCAUGUUUCUUUUCGUUGGCUGAAAGGUGGGCGUGACAUUCCUGGGACUCCCAGUGGUGCUGUUCUAGAGCACAUAGCUCAUCCUGGUGAUGGUGAAGUUCACUACACCUGUACAGCCUUCAAUGCCAUCAGCAACCAGUCAGCUACUAGUCACAUUAAGUGCUACACACAAGAAGAAACAAAGGUAGAAAAGGAUAUACCCAACAUACAUAAAAUAAUCAUAAUUGCUGCCGCAGCUGGAGGUGGAGCUCUUGGAUUGAUUCUUCUUGUUAUUUUGAUUUGUUGUUGCUUGAAAAAGAAGAACAAAAAAGAAAGGGAAGAAACGGCCCCCACAUUGUAUGCUGAAAUCGAAAGAGUGAACACAAUAAAGAAGGCAGAUUCUAACACACAAAACAACGAUCUUAUUACUUGUUAUGAUGUUAUUAAGGAUAGAAAGUGUGGUGCACCCAGCCAGACUCUGUAUGAUACAGUGAACUUUAAUCGUAAGGAGACCUCACAGUACCAAGAAGUCCUCUAAAUGUACAAUGUGAACUACAGGGAUUUUUUAAUUUUUUUUAACAAAAAUAUAGGUUGUAAAUAGACCUGGUGUAAAUCAGAGUACAGUACUUAAUACAGCACUGUAUUAAGAUGUCUGCUUGCAAUAAUAAAGAUAUUUGCACCCUCACACCAAACCUGGGUUACUCAGCCAAUAGUUUCCUGGAACUCCACAUGUGGUGGUUCAGAAUAGCAGAAUGCUCCAUCUGUUGUUGGGAUUAGUUUGCCAGCAUUUUAUUGACACUCCAAAAUCAGAGACUACUGCAAUUUCCUGGGUGCCUACAAGUUUGUGGUUUUGAUGGAGAAGAACCAUUCUUGUUCAAAGUUACAGUAAUUGUCUCAAUGGGAUGACGAUUAGAGAAGCUUACCAUUCUCACAUGAGUCAUUGCUGUAAAGAGAUGUAAAAAACAGUUUAAGUAUUAAAUUAAAAAUUGAUGUGUUUAAUCUUGAGUGCUUGCUAUGACAUGUUUUCUCACAAUAUGUUUCUACAUAGCAUUUAAACAUGCAUGUAUAUUUAUUUAAAUUUUUGUUUUC
Lepisosteus oculatus (spotted gar) is the source of this 2391-nucleotide messenger RNA. NCBI's taxonomy places the organism in Eukaryota, Metazoa, Chordata, Actinopteri, Semionotiformes, Lepisosteidae. The record is from RefSeq and is a predicted model, not a curated record.